Myxocyprinus asiaticus (Chinese sucker) is the source of this 3505-nucleotide messenger RNA. RefSeq names its product BLOC-2 complex member HPS6-like. Bases 241 to 2370 code for a protein of 709 amino acids. The transcript has 3 exons. Gene Ontology annotation, cellular component: BLOC-2 complex; lysosomal membrane. Lineage: Eukaryota; Metazoa; Chordata; Actinopteri; Cypriniformes; Catostomidae. The record is from RefSeq and is a predicted model, not a curated record. Gene Ontology annotation, biological process: lysosome localization; organelle organization; melanocyte differentiation.
AUUAACAAACUCGUGAUGUUAGGAGUGAGAGAAAGAGACAGCACAGGAGAGAGUUAAGUGUAUUUCAUAUAAUUCUUAUACUAUAGGGUUGACAUUCGCAACCGUGGAGUUAAUAAGUGAGAUGAGCGUCGGAAUUGUUUUGAGAAGGUCAUGGAUGACCGCUGGUCCAAAGUGAAAGUGUUGAUCGUUUCACGCGCAUGUUAGGCUUCCUAUUCCACGUCGGCCUUUAUUUCGGCAAACAUGACGCGAUUUGCGCUGGAACAAGUCACCGAUUUCGGCGAUUUCACUGGAGGAAAGGAUUUAAAAGAGUUUUUAAAACAGGCGUAUUCCAACAUCUCUCAAAACCGCCUUUCUGAUGUUCGCGUGAGUCCAGAUGGACGUCACAUUCAUGUUAUUGUGCGUCAGCCCAACAGUGCUCUCCUGACAUAUGACAGAUAUCUGAGACCCCAUCUCAUGCAGUCACAGAAACAUGCUGCUUUAGCGUUAACACGGAAUGUGCCUAUAUUGGAUGUGAUUUAUAUUGCCCAAAGCAAUGCGGAAGACGGGCCCUCAGUGCUGGGAGUGAUUUUUGAGAAUGGAAAAGUGGAAUUCUGGAAAUUCCUGGAGUGCAAAUCAGGCUGGCAUUUACUACACACUGUGGAUCUGUGUAACAGCCCCAGAGCAAAAGUGAUAUCUGUGUGCAUGUGUCAAAAGUUCAUUAUAUGGUGUGAAGAAAGACCCCCAUCUGAGAGCUCUGGUAAUGUGUGCAGCAACUUCAGAUAUAUGUGGAUUCUCACCUACUGGAUUUGGAGAUCUCCUGCUUCUCCUCAGCAGUGGAUGGGUGUGCGUUUUGAAGAGGGACGGCAGUCUACAGAAGAUACUAAAUGUGGCUUGGAAUUGGGGAGAAUAAAUCUGAAAAGGGAGGGCCUUCUCUUUGUGAACUCUUUGGACAGUCACUCUCCGCAAAUGUUGUCAGAGACGGGGGUAUUUGUGGUUACGCAAAAAGAACUGGAUGCUAAACUGAAGCCUUCGCCGACAUGUUCAGAGGCCAUUGACUCAAGUGCAAUCUUGGUUGAAGCUGUGUUUGAGGAGGCGUGUAAAUAUUAUCAGCAAAGAAGUAUUAGUAGCACACAGCUCACAAUGGAGAAGCUCAAAAGAGGAGGGAUGUUUCAAGCCCCAAUUUCACUUGCAGCCAUCCUCAGGGACUACCUCAGCAACCAGAGGACCAAAAGUGCUGAGAAAAAUUCCUCAGGUCAAGAAAGGUUGAUCCAUUCUCUCGAAUCCGAGCUUAGAAGUCUCGUUUUGCUAGAGGAUGUUAAAACAGCAAUGGUGAAGGCCUCUGACAAGGAUCUGGGAAGCUACUGUGAAAGUCUGGUGCAGCAGGAAGUAUGCAGGCUGCUCAGCUCUGAAAUAGAGAAGGAAAACCUUCAAUACCUGAACAGCAUCUUCCAUCUCUUUCCUGCUGAAUCCUGGCAUGCCAUGCAGGCUGUCCUACAUCUGAGGUGCGACAGUGAGGGUUUGUUAUCUUCCAAGGCCCCUGCUGAGUUAUGGAAAAUCAUUCUCAGCCCUGUCCAACCGACAGCAAACUUUGCACACUGCAAUGGUCAACAGAAACACACUACAGUGAAUGUUGCACUACCUGUCUUUGAGCUGUUGUGCCACUCUAUCUUCAAAUUCCAGCCCAGCUGGCUCCCCAGGUUUCUAGAGCUGGCACAACAGCAGGCAGGCACGUCCUCUACCUCUUCGUGGAGUUACGGCGUAAAGGAGAGCUCUGAGAGCUUGCCACUUUAUAAACGGGCCUUGACAGUGCUCCCAUGCAAAGGAGCCAACCAACACCUUCAAGUGGAGUUGCUAUUGUGCAGUCAGAGGCCUAAAGCAGUAAUGCAGGCUUUGCAGAUUCUCAUGAAACAGGGCCAGUGGGAGCAGGUCACCCAAGUAGCUGAGAGGUUUUGCCGGCAAAGCCCACUUCUAAAUAAAGAGAUAUUCAGCACUCUGCUGUGUAAAGUGGCCCAACAUAGGGAUCUGGACCCAUACUUGGACCUGUUGUGGACCCUGUGCCCAGAGGACAUGACUGUCUCUAGCAUACUUAAUAUAGUAUUGACAAACCUGCCUCUAUCCACGCAGAACUCGGGACCAUUUGAGGAUCAUGGCAGCCAGGUCACAAUUGGCCUUCUGAAACCACUACUGAGGAAAGUUCUCCAAAGGGAGACUAAACCUAGCCAGAGGUAUGCAGAUAUCCUUCAGUCACCCUCCACGAUACCUCCACCUACUCCUCCACGCUGGGCAAAGGGAUUGUCCAGAGCUGGUGCUGAGAUGGACACUGAGCUUCAGGAACCUAAGCAGAGAACUUUCCCUGGUCCUCAGGUUACAUCUCAGGCCAGUCCUGUUUGACUUUCCCACUCACAAAUCAUAUGGCUACCCUUCCUAUAGAGAGAUGACUUCUAUUCAAUACUGAUUUCCUGGUCUUAAGAAGUAUUAUUUACUAUGCAUGGUCUGAAGAGCAUAAUGGGGCUUUUCUGAAUCAGGCGAUAUUUCAUUAAAGGGAAAAAGUUCACCCAAAAAUGAAAAAUUUAUUUUUCAUUAUUUACUCACUCUAAUAUCAUUCGAAACCUUUUUGACUUUCUUUCUUCCAUGGAACACAAAAUAUUUUAGGCAGAAUGUUAGGCACAGGAUGCACUUUCAUUGAAUGAAAAAAAAAAAGAUUCAAUGAAAGUGAAUGGUGACUUAGGCUAACAUACUGCCUAAAAUCUCCUUUUGUGUUCCAUGGAAAAAAGAAAGUCAUAUGAGUUGGAAAAAUAUGAGGGUGAGAAAAUAAUGACAACUUUUAUUUUUGGAUGAACUAUCCCUUUAACAAUUAAAAUUGUGAAGUACUAACUGGAAUGUACAGCUGUUUAAUUACUGCUUGAAUUACUACUGAUACAGACUAAUAUAUGUUGUUUUAAUGUUUAUUUGGUUUACCGCAUUUCAUCAUGUGUUUGGCUUAUGGACUGGUCUGUUUUUAACAGUAUUCCUAUUUCUCUUUUUUUUUUUUAACCUUCAGAUAUGUCCUUUUAAUGAACCAUCACAUGCAGGCAUGCUGUCACCCUGUUUCUAUUGCAAGGUCAGAGAUGACUAAGCAUUAAAAGCAAACUGUCCUUAUCAUAAUUUCAUGCUCUAGAUAAUUUAUUUAUAAGCCCUUAGCACCAUGAUGUCUUUUUUGUUGUUGUUGUUUCGUUGACACUACAGUACAGUUUGACAUCAUAUGCUGGUGUAAUUAUUUUAAGACAAUCACGUCUGGAAGACAUAUCACAGCUAAGAUUUGUAUUAAUGAGGUGAGGAGUAAAUGUACAGCAAUAUAUCACGUAAUGUGCAUGCUGAUGCAUCAAACUGUUUAGACUUGGUAAUUCAAUGAUAAUCAUGCUAAAUGCCUUACGAAUGUGUCUGAAGAUUGCUCUUGUAUCGGCAUGUCUUUGACUUUGUAUAGAGCUAUUACAGGGAUUUUAACAUUGUAGAACACAAUUAAAUGUGACUUAAUUUAUUGCAGCUA